Coregonus clupeaformis (lake whitefish) is the source of this 414-nucleotide messenger RNA. RefSeq names its product serine/threonine-protein kinase 24-like. The transcript is spliced from 3 exons. Gene Ontology annotation, molecular function: protein kinase activity; ATP binding. Gene Ontology annotation, biological process: protein phosphorylation. NCBI's taxonomy places the organism in Eukaryota, Metazoa, Chordata, Actinopteri, Salmoniformes, Salmonidae. The record is from RefSeq and is a predicted model, not a curated record. The annotation marks the transcript as partial.
CCUGUGUCGUGUAUUCUGCGUUCUAACUAGUGACCAGCUGAAGCUAGUUACCUGUAAUAGCCGGUCACUCUGUCGACAGGCGACAUGGCUCACUCUCCGGUUCAGAGUAGCCUGCCAGGGAUGCAGAACCUGAAAGCGGACCCAGAGGAGCUGUUCACUAAGUUGGAGAGGAUAGGGAAAGGCUCGUUUGGUGAGGUGUUUAAAGGAAUAGACAACAGGACUCAGAAGGUGGUGGCCAUUAAGAUCAUUGACCUGGAGGAGGCUGAGGACGAGAUAGAGGACAUCCAGCAAGAGAUCACCGUGCUGAGUCAGUGUGACAGCCCCUUCAUCACCAAGUACUAUGGAUCAUACCUGAAGGAGGCCAAGCUAUGGAUCAUCAUGGAGUAUCUAGGGGGAGGCUCAGCAUUAGAUCUG